AAAUGUAAGCAGUGAACCAGGACGAAAACCGCUAUAGCUGAUCUACUGUCAUCGACUAUUGCCAUUUCAUUGCACUGGCAGGAAAGAAGACUAGAGAGUAUCGAGCAAAAACUAUCCGCAGCGCACAGUGAACAAAUUGUAUUAAACGAGUGUUUAGCGCCAGAAUAUUUUCGUGGCGUUGAGAAGUCUUUUCCUCGAAAGGUAUUUGGUUCAUCAGCCAAGACGGCGCUCGAUAUUCUCAGCUCCACAACGGCGUUGCAAAGACAGCAGCAGCUUCUCGCCUUGGCUAGAAGCAACGCCAGCAGCUGUACGCCUUCCUUACGACAUCACGCCCUCGCCAUCGAAAGCGAGGACCGAAUCUCACGAGUUGUGAGGCUCGACAAUAUCGCCAAAAUGGGAAGGUCCAGAUCGCGUAGUAAAUCUCCUAGCCGUAGACGUCACAAGAGUAAACACUCACACAAACAUCGAUCCAAGUCCCGUGAAAAACGAUCUAGCAGCAAGUACAGCGACAAACCCAGAGAAAAAAGCUCAAAAUCGAGGAAACGAUCCCAUUCUGCCUCAUCCAGUAGUACUUCUGAUAUAUCAGAUGAUGUUCACAUUGUCACACAUAAAAAACGUUCCUACAGAGAUAGGGAGCGAAAAAUGGAUGAAGUUGAAAGACUGGCAGAAAUGGAAAGACAAAGGGGCUUUUUUAGGCGACAACGAGAGGUAGAGCAAAAAAUAGUAGAAGAAGAAGCAGCCAAAAGAAUAGAAGAGCUCGUGCAAAAACGGGUGGAAGAAGAACUUGAAAAAAGAAAAGAAGAAAUUGAAACUGAAGUUCAAAGGCGAGUUGAAGAGGCUAAAAGAGCCAUGGAACGACAAAUGAUGGAGGAGAUGGAAUGGCGACAAGCUAAAUUACGAGAAGAGGAAAAGAGAAGAGAGGAAGAAGAGCGGAAAAAACGUGAGGAACUUGAGAGGAUCAUGGAGGAAAACAACAGAAAGAUUGAAGAGGCCCAGAAGAAAUUGGCUGAGGAAAGACUUGCCAUGGUCGAAGAGCAACGGCUCAUGGAGGAAGAAAGACAGAAAAUGCGAAAAGAACAUGAAAAACGAGUCAAGGAAGAACAAAAGAAAAUUCUUGGUAAAAACAACUCCAGACCGAAGCUCUCUUUUUCGCUUAAACCAGUAACGUGAGUGUAUUCAAUCGGUGUAGUUUCUAAUGUGAUAUUUUCGCUAUCUUUCGAAAUGGUUCGAUGGCAUGAUCCUCUGAUUUAAAAAACCGUGUUUUGAAACUUUGAAAAAUCUUCAAAUCAAAGCGAACAUUUUAAUACAUUAAUUAAAUGUAAAUUGAUGAUGUCAACAAUCCUUUUAUAAGAUUUUUUGAAGUUCUUAAAACUGGUGCUGUUGUUAAAUUUUUCCGAAAUACUCUCCAGCUUUGAAGGGAGUAUAUAGUCUCUUUUUAUUAGUCUAGCAAUUAAGGAUCGAAUUGUAUAAAAACGCGUUUUAUUCGUAUAGGUAUAUUAUUUUCAGUUUAUUUAUCGUUUUUUAAGCUUGAAGAUAAUUUCUUUUUUUGAGCUGGACUGAGUGCGGAAUAGGAAUUGCGAUAAAGCGUAUUAAAAUUUGAAACUUCAGUGAAAAGUGUUAUCAGUAAAAAAUAUAGAAUAAUUUUAGAAAGCCGUCUUAACUGUCAACAGCAUUUUUCUAUGCAUAAUAAAACUAUUACUUUUUUAAUUCGAGUGUACUCAUUUACACACAAAAAAAGUUUAUUGUAAAAACUCCAAAAUAAGUUCCAGAAGAUUGAUCAAACGUUUAUUGACUAUUGUAUUACUUUGAUGUAAUCCUGUACAAUAAAAAAUGUUUGUUUUCCUCAAAAAAUGUUAUUUAUACUAUAUCCGUAUACCUUGUUUCGUAUUCAAUAAAAAUGUCCAUAAAAAUUUUAUAGUGUAUGUUAUUUGUAGGUAUAUUUAACGAUACAGA
Molecule: messenger RNA, 1953 nt
Organism: Phymastichus coffea
Lineage: Eukaryota; Metazoa; Arthropoda; Insecta; Hymenoptera; Eulophidae
Gene: Arglu1
Product: UPF0430 protein CG31712
Exons: 5
Coding region: 394-1170 (258 amino acids)
Cellular component (GO): mitochondrion; nucleoplasm
Molecular function (GO): cadherin binding
Source: RefSeq, a predicted model, not a curated record